This is a messenger RNA of Cajanus cajan (pigeon pea), 1458 nucleotides long. Its product is annotated as C-8 sterol isomerase. Gene Ontology annotation, cellular component: endoplasmic reticulum. NCBI's taxonomy places the organism in Eukaryota, Viridiplantae, Streptophyta, Magnoliopsida, Fabales, Fabaceae. The record is from RefSeq and is a predicted model, not a curated record.
UCAUUUGAGUACGAUCGCGUGUUGAGGUGGAUAACAUGACCGUUGGGAUUCAAAUUCAAAGCUGAGAGCUUGAACCCACGUUCAAUUCAAAGGUUGCAACUUGCAACACCUCCGCCAGAAGAAUAACCAUUAUAACAAAAAAGAAAACAAAAUCCGCGGAGAAGGAAGAAAGAAGGCAUGAGAAGCGUUAUUCUGCAGUCGAAGUCAAAGUCCAUAUCGGAAGAAGAAAACCGUGACAGCAGCUGCUACUUCCCUGAUUGCAAGAAAAAUGCGAAUUGCAAGUGCGAAAUGUGCUUGGCCAGCAUCAGUGCCACCCUUGAUCUCAUGCCCACAACCACAAGCGUCCACAAAAGCACCCUCACCAAACCCAAUCUUCACUGCACCCCUAUCUCCUUUGAUGCUUCCAUUCUCUCCACACCCACAUCAACCACUGAUUUUCAGCCAUCUCCAUCCACUCCUCUCUUCAAAUCCACUGCCACAUCAGACUCAACCCAUAGAAUGGAAAAACACGCCAAGGAACAAACUUCUUGUUUCAGUUUCUUCAAGUUGCUACUCUUUUUGGGAAUCUUCUUAUCUGCGGACCUUGUUUUCCCCUUGCUGGCUUCUGGGGUUUUUCAACCUUCUUUGUCACCGGAUGUGGUGAAAAGGGUCGGUGAGAAAUGCAGCCGAGUGCAUGAUUUGAAUGGAAAGUUGAGGCUUUUGCAGAAAGAGUUGGCAAGUGUUGUUGGGGGUCAAGUUUCCAAUUGUAGCUUCACUGAUACCUUAUGGGAAAUCAGCCAGGAUGGCCUGCUAUUGAAUUCAAGGUGCACACUGUACAAAUCAGCAAUAGAAGAGGUAACAAUUUGGGGAUGGCCUCUGCAAACAGCAGGAUUGCUCACAAAUGGGUUAUCUUUUCGAACAUUGACUAUCUUAUCAGGAAGAGUCACUCAGUGGAGUGAUGGACAUGGUUAUUUGACUCGGAAGGCCAACACAUCAUGGGUGCAACCAAAAUGGGGUGCUUCAGCAGUUCAAUUAGACCCCAACACUUGGGUUCUUGAAUAUCAACGGAGCUUUAUCUUUGAUGAUACGAGGUUGUAUUCUGCCGCAUUGGAGUUCCUCAAAUAUAAGAUUUCAAGAAUUGUUUGCUGGCUGAAGAAAGAUUUCUGGUUGUUGGUCGCUUUUGAAAAUAACCAGUACAAUGGAUUCAUAGCAAACAAUGGGCUUCAAAUCCCAACUUGAAUGAAUGGAAGAUUUUGGAGUUAACUCUUACUCGAUCACCAUAAAUCCUGCCCUCAUCUCUUAUGAGGAGUUCCAUUUUCUUUUGUUUAGGUUCUUUAGUUUGGAUUUAUGUUUUAGUUUAUAAUAUUCAUUUGUAUAUGAAUUGAUUGAACCUUCCGACUUUGCCCAGUCAUGAUAUAUUUAUAUAUUUGAAUAUUAUAACUCCAUCUUCAAGGAAGAAUAUAUGGUAAAUUUGAUUGA